AUGGCUGUUGGCAAGAACAAGAGACUGUCCAAGGGCAAGAAGGGCCUUAAGAAGAAGGCCCAGGACCCCUUCGCCCGCAAGGACUGGUACGGCAUCAAGGCCCCCGCGCCUUUCGCCAUCAGAGACGUCGGCAAGACCCUCGUCAACAGAACCACUGGUCUCAAGAAUGCCAACGAUGCUCUGAAGGGCCGCAUCGUCGAGGUUUCUCUGGCCGAUCUCCAGAAGGAUGAGGACCACGCUUUCCGCAAGGUCAAGCUCCGUGUCGAUGAGGUCCAGGGCAAGAACUGCCUCACCAACUUCCACGGCCUUGACUUCACCUCCGACAAGCUCCGCUCGCUCGUCCGCAAGUGGCAGACUCUGAUCGAGGCCAACGUCACCGUCCAGACCACCGACCACUACCUCCUCCGCCUCUUCGCCAUCGCUUUCACCAAGCGCCGCCCCAACCAGAUCAAGAAGACCACCUAUGCCGCUUCUUCCCAAAUCCGUGCCAUCCGCAAGAAGAUGACCGAGAUCAUCCAGCGCGAGGCUUCCAGCUGCACCCUCCAGCAGCUCACCUCGAAGCUUAUCCCCGAGGUUAUCGGCCGCGAGAUCGAGAAGGCCACCCAGGGCAUCUACCCUCUCCAGAACGUCCACAUCCGCAAGGUCAAGCUCCUCAAGGCUCCCAAGUUCGACCUCGGUGCCCUCAUGGCUCUCCACGGCGAGUCCAGCACCGAUGAUGCUGGCCAGAAGGUUGAGCGCGAGUUCAAGGAGACGGUCCUUGAGUCCGUAUAA
Molecule: messenger RNA, 771 nt
Organism: Podospora bellae-mahoneyi
Lineage: Eukaryota; Fungi; Ascomycota; Sordariomycetes; Sordariales; Podosporaceae
Gene: RPS1
Product: ribosomal 40S subunit protein S1B
Exons: 5
Coding region: 1-771 (256 amino acids)
Biological process (GO): translation
Cellular component (GO): cytosol; ribosome
Molecular function (GO): structural constituent of ribosome
Source: RefSeq, a predicted model, not a curated record